Molecule: messenger RNA, 628 nt
Organism: Saprolegnia diclina VS20
Lineage: Eukaryota; Oomycota; Saprolegniomycetes; Saprolegniales; Saprolegniaceae
Exons: 1
Coding region: 45-533 (162 amino acids)
Source: RefSeq, a predicted model, not a curated record
GCCGACCAUGGGCGGGCGCCCAAAUAUUUGCUCCUUUGCGGCGCAUGGAGCUUAGUGUUGAAAUGGCACGCCGCAAAGCCGAGGCCGCCCCGACGUGCCAGUACACGUACAAGGUGUGCACCAAUAUCCGCUCGACCAAGCGCAACGGCAGCCUCCACCUCCUUUGUGACUACCACCGCAAAAAAGCCAACGCGAUCCAGCGUGCGUAUGCCAACAAGAAGCGGCAGCAGCAACCAUCACGAGUGGCUCCAGUCGCUGAGAGCAACGAGACCCCGCAAGCGAUGACGACACCGCCGACAACAACACGGCGAGGAUCCGCUCGAACGACCGACGACACGCAACCACCAGCUGCAGCAACACCCUGCGGCUCGGAGCUGGCCAAGACAAAGAAGAACCCGAAGAAGGAACCGGAGCCCACGAUUGCGUUUACGAGCGUCUUGGACACGUUGGUGCCACCGUCGUUUCCGACCGAGGAGCCACCGCCCGAGUACCCGAUGUGGGAGUACCUCGAGACGAUUUUGUUUGAAACCUAAUCGUCGUCAGUCGCAUCACGACGAGCGGAAGUGUACUUCCCAUACAUAUGUAUUAUAAACAGUAGUGUUAUCAUGUCCAGUCAACAAAGCACGCC